Messenger RNA from Gadus chalcogrammus (walleye pollock), 2945 nucleotides. RefSeq lists its product as uncharacterized. NCBI's taxonomy places the organism in Eukaryota, Metazoa, Chordata, Actinopteri, Gadiformes, Gadidae. The coding region runs from base 1313 to 2629 and encodes 438 amino acids. The transcript has 5 exons. The record is from RefSeq and is a predicted model, not a curated record.
UGCCUGGGUUAUUUUGUUUCGUAUAAGUUAUAUUUUAAAACAGCCAGUCAUUGUAGCCUACCACUCGUGGAAUAUGGAAUUUCAAAGAGAUGAUGGAGUGAUUUGACUCAGAAGUGACAUCAGGCAUUGGCAGCGCGAGAUGUGCAGAACAAGUUAAACUUCUAGCUCAGUAACAUCAACACCUAAGAAAGAAGGUAAGAAAGAUAGUCGGAAAACUUUGAUUUGCAAGGCAAGCAGGCAAGUGUUGGGCUUGUUACAGUAGCCUAUAUAGCCUUCAAUGCGGUGAAAUUUCGGAAUUAAUAGGCUCGAGUCGUGUUUCCUUAAAAGGCUAUCUUUCAUUUUGCAAAAAAAAAAAAACACAGUAGGCUAUAUUACCAUAUUAAAAUGGUGUACCAAAUUGCGUUUUAUUACAAUGAUAAAAAAGUGUAGGCCUACUAGCCUAUGGUAAGGUCAGGUUUGCCGAUGUGCUUGGCUAUUUUAAAGUUUCUCCCUGUGCAUCGAUCGGAGACAGACGUCACUUCACUGAUAAUAUUCUGGGGAUAGGCUACAACAUAGCCAAUAGGCUUUCAUACUAGGGACUUUAUCCUUUAAAUAUCUUUGCGGCAUUGGAUCAGUCUCCUUUCAAGAACAGGCAAGAACUUUCUAGCCUCGCGUCAGCAGCGCAUAUACCUAAAAACAACAGGCGGAUGGCGGGCGGGUGCGGUUUUGAAAACCGCACAAUUUUUUUGAAAAAAGUCAAAAAAAUUGUUGCGGAUGGAUGGCGGGCGGAUCAAGCGUUUUGUGAUGCGGUUGCGGAUGAAAUAAUAGCCCAUCCGCGCAUCUCUAGAGCUUACCUCUCCCGAAAUAAGUGUUUUUUGUGAAUGACAGGGUCGUUAAGACUGACAAAAAGAUCUCUCACUUACACAGCACUACAAGGCUACUCUCUGCGAUACUUUAACUGGAGCUGGACACUAAAAAAAUGGGCAAAAACGUUUUUAUUCCAAUUCUGAGUCUAAGUCCACAAGGAUAUACUCAAAAAACAGUUACAAUGUUUUUAUUCUGCUUCUGAGCCAAGUCCAAAUGGGCUUAGUAAAAAAAACGGCCAAAAACGUUUUUAUUUCCAUUCUGUGCCUAAAUGUGGAUGGACUUAGUCUCAAAAACGGUGAAAAUGUUUUUAUUCUUCUUCUAGGCCCUUGUUUCCAUCCUCCAGAGUGGGCAGGAUGUCCUCAGAAGGUGUCCGAAAAUAGUGCAUGGUCGUCGGACUGACCGUCGGGGAUCGGGAGGCCGUAAUUCUUCCAGAGAUUCAUCUUCACUCACUGUCUCAUCUUAAGAAAUGGCUGGGGAAAAGAAAUCUGCAGCUGCACAUAGACACUAUCUACUCUGUCCAGUUUGUUUGAGGACCCAAGAGUCUCUAUCCUGUCACCUGCGCAGAGUCUGCAUGAAGGAUAAGACACCACCACAGAUCCUAGAGGUGGUUGAAAAGGCCAAGAAAGAUGUGUGUGACCUCCUGAAGAAUGGACGGGCUUUUAGUUAUGCAGUCCUGAAGCAAAUCGUCUCAUCACCAAAUCCAAUCGAAGGAUUGAUUGAGGAGCUGAAAUACCAUCACUUGUUUGUGACAGGAGUCCCUCCUCCUCUGCCCAUUGGUAAUCCAAGGUUGGUCACCGAAACCCUUUCUGAAUGCCCUGGGGAGGCACCCGGAGAGACAGAGCCAUCUGAUGUGGAAUCUUGCGGCAGCAAUGAGCUUUUUCAAUGUAGACAAGAGAAAACGUAUACCAAAGACAAAAUGGUGAAAGCGAAGGAUUUAGGCAUUUUGAAAAAGCAUUCAGCAGAUCAUCCAUUGCUCAAGCGCUUUGCCGACUACCUAAAGAAUGAUUACGAAAAUGCAAAGUACCAACAGGAGGUUGACACUGUUUCCCGGUACCUGUAUUUUGCUGAUCCUACGGAACCAUCUUUGAAGUUUGUCAAUGACAGAGAGAAGCUCAGAGACUUCCUGGGUCAACAGGCUAAGGCAGGGUAUAAGGCACAAACAUCAGGAAAUUACAUCAAGUGCUUGAAAAGGUUCUUGGAGUUCCACUUGACAAGGACCGGCUUGAGACAGGAUGACAGGGAGCUCUACAAGCAGUGCACGUUAUAUUUGAGUUUUUUAACUUCUUCACAGAGUGUCCUCUCUAAGCAAGCGAGCAAAGAAAUUGUGCAAAAGAGGCAUGCCUUGUUGUUUGACAAAAGUCAACCCACACCUCGUGAAUGCUUGGCUGUUCUUGAUAAAGGUGAAGGUGACUUAGUGAAAAUCAUGAAUCAACUUGAUGACAGUUCUUCCUCCCUGAGUAUGACUGAGUGCAUAUUUGUGCUAUACUAUCUUGAGGCAAUUGUCAUACUAAGACACUGCCAACGGCCAUGUGUGGUGCAGAGCAUGAAGGUCAAGGAAUGGCUUGAACGGAAACACGCAGAUGAUGAUUCAAUCGUUUUUGUAAAGGACCACAAGACGGCUGCACAUUUUGUGGUCUCAAUUGUCCUGUCCAAGAAGGAGGAGGCGUGGUUUGAGAAAUAUUACAACAAAGUGCGGCCACAGCUCCUUGCUGGCGAAAGGAAACCUCCAGCAAAAGUGCAACGUCCCCCAGGUGAGCAGCCAGGUUGUACGGAGGGUAUUUGAGACAGCAGCUAACCGCCUGGAUGACCCUCAGAAGAAAGCAGUUUCUGACUACCUGGGAUGAGGACUCCAAAAUCGUACCAUGACCCGUUUGGUGAGAUGUUUCAUAUGUUUUUUAGUGGAUCAAUUCUUGGCAUGUAUGGAUAAACUUUCUGAAUAUGAUGCGUGGCCUUUGACCUUUGGGGGGUGGUGGGGCGGCGGGUGACUCCUAAAGCUUACAGGGCAUCUGCCUUCAGAGACACAUAUGACAUGUCCCUGUUUGGUGAAAUGUUUCAUCUGUGUGUUUGUUUGUGCUGAUGGCUCUUUAAAGGAUGGGGAU